Molecule: messenger RNA, 1289 nt
Organism: Trachymyrmex septentrionalis
Lineage: Eukaryota; Metazoa; Arthropoda; Insecta; Hymenoptera; Formicidae
Exons: 4
Coding region: 328-1047 (239 amino acids)
Source: RefSeq, a predicted model, not a curated record
CCUUGGCGUGCGUGGCGUGAAAAUGUCGACUGCUGACUGUACUGGUGGCCGCGCAUACACAUAGGACGAAGGGUUGCCGGGGGAGAGAGAGUUACCUUUCGUGGCGACGGUCACCGUGCUCCCAAGGCCUCCAAGGCCGUUCGAAGGCCUUGACGAAUGUCAUCGUAGAUAAAAGAAAAAGACGCGGAGGGAGAUACGCGCGUCCGAAGCCCUUAUCUUAGCGGGGUAGUCGCGCCACGAACUGCCACGAGGUUCACGUGCCUUUCCCCGAUUCGGCGCUCCGAUUAGCCGGCUCUCCGUAUUCCACGCGGAAUUCCAUCCGAAACGAUGAGGCUCCAGCGGAUGCUGCUCGUCGUCGGCUAUCUGAUGCGCUAUCACAUCGCCCGUUCAAUAGCCGCACCUAUGAGAGCGACAAGUCAGGCUUUAUUGGAUGAAAAUGAUAUUACGUUUCGGGAUGACAGCGAUGAUGACGUCACGACAGAGGACCCGUUUCUCAAAAAGUGCAUCGUAGACGGAAAUUCCUAUUUUCACAGUCAAACGAUACCGUCGUAUGACUCAAAUUCACAUUGCCUGUGCGUCGUCGGUGAAGUUUACUGUUGGUGGCAAGAUUAUAAUUCGAACAUCGUCUCGUCGCUUGGCUCAUCUUCUCCGCGAUCGACCACAGUGGAAAACAAUUACACUUCAUCUCCGGAAAUGAGGACGGACAUUAUUGUGGAAGACUUUGAGGCUUCCGGAAAUUUUGACUCGUCAGUUAGCCAGCAAGGGCACAUAGAAAUUAACACCACUUUGUCAGUCACAACGCCUUCUGUACCGACCAUUUGCCUUGUGAUGGGGAGAGAGUAUCGACAGGGUGAGAUACUACCACACUCAACCGGGAACUGCGUCGAAUGCAGCUGCGGAUCCGAAGGCCGCAUCGAAUGCUCGCCAAAAGACUGUGUGGCACUACGACCCGAGAUAUUAGUUGCACCUGAUAAAUCUGAGGUACCCGACGGGGAUUUCGAAGUUUUCAACUUAUUGCGAGAUUGGGAUAUCGACGAAAAUUUCUAAAGUAUCUGAUAACGAGUCGUACAAACUUGCUCAGUUCUGCUGAUUGCUGCGAUAUUAUUAACGUCGAAAGGCUAACUUCUCGUUUAAUUAAACACGACUUCAAAAACCAUUCAAAUGUGAACAGAUAUCUGCAAAUGAAAAUAGAUCUUUGAGAGUAGAUUGAUUCUUGAAUGGAUUCGGAUUAUCGAAAUUGAAUGAAAAAAAAGUAAGAAGUAUAUAGAUUUCGCGUUUAUACAGUUCAU